Macrobrachium nipponense is the source of this 5980-nucleotide messenger RNA. RefSeq lists its product as uncharacterized. The transcript is spliced from 3 exons. The coding region runs from base 4017 to 4994 and encodes 325 amino acids. The record is from RefSeq and is a predicted model, not a curated record. NCBI's taxonomy places the organism in Eukaryota, Metazoa, Arthropoda, Malacostraca, Decapoda, Palaemonidae.
ACCAUAAGACUGCUUGGGGGUUAUGUUGGAACCUCUGUGACCUUUUAGGAAGCAAUAGGCUUAUGGAUGGUACAGAUUAACAGCUCUGAGGGCUCACGACAGGCCUAGCAAGCCGGUGAGCUGCUAUAAAUUGCUCAUGAACCGCACGACUUACUUCAGGACAGACCCAUUGAUCAAAGGAUGCCCGGGCACAUCCUGGCUCGGAAUGUUAUUGGACAUGGACAGGGAAAUAAAUCUUUGAGAUUAGGAACAAUUAAUCUAAGUACAUUGAGAGGUAAGGAGGAGGAGGUAAUCAUGAUGAUGGAGGAAAGAAAAAUAGACAUUUUGGGGUUGUGUGAAACCCGUUUACCAGGAGAAGGAACAAAAUUAUUGCAUAACAAUUACCAAUUAUUUUACAAAGGUGGAAGAACCGCACGACACGGAGUAGGUUUUAUUGUGAGUGAAGAGCUAGCUGGAAAAAUUAGUCAUCUAGAAUUCAAAUGUGAUAGGAUUAUUAGCAUUUCCUUAAAGUUAGGAACAUUUCAAGCCAGCAUAAUUCAGGUGUAUGCACCACAGCAGGGCCGCCCUCAAGAAGAAAAGGAAGAAUUCUACAGACAUCUACAAGAAGUAAAAGAUUCUGUCCCAUAUGUAGAGAAUACAUUAAUAAUUGGAGAUAUGAAUGGACAUAUUGGGCAAGACAGGACAGGCAUAGAGAGCAUAUUAGGAGCAAUUUAGCAUUGGAGACAGAAAUAGAGAAGGAGAAAACAUAAUUGAUUUUUGCAUACUAAACCAGAUGUCCAUUAUGAACUCUUUCUAUAAUCAUAGAGACAGCCACAAGUGGACGUGGUACCGAUGGAACUCGGCUUUAGGAGCAUAUACUGAAAAAUCAAUGAUUGAUAUGGCAAUAACAAAUAACAAAAAUAUGGUCAGAGAUGUAAAAAGCAUCCCCUCUGUGUCAUUCGAUUCAGAAUGCUGGGUGAAUGGCAAAACGGUUUUCGACCAGGAAGAGGGACAACUGAUAUGAUUUUCUCCCUCAAGAUGAUAUUUGAGAAGAGCUGGGAAUGGGACAGGGAUAGAUAUAUUGCUUUUAUAGAUCUAGAAAAGGCUUUUGAUAGAGUACCAAGAAUGAAAAUAUGGGAUGCCCUAAAAGACCCUUACUAUGGAAUCCCUGAGAAACUUAUAAGAGCAAUUUAUAACACCUAUCAAAACAUCAGAUCUAGAGUAAAAACAAAUCAAGAGAAUGAAGACUGGUUUGAAAUAAAAUCAGGAGUAAGACAGGGCAGCGUCCUUUCGCCACUUCUUUUUAUAUUGUUCUUAGAUAAAUGUAUGAGGGAACUAGGUGAGGAUGAAGCUGCAGAUAUGACCAUCAACCUUAUGUAUGCAGAUGACCAUGCAAUGAUAGCCUCCAGCGCAGAAUCUCUCCAAGAAAACGUCAACAACUGGAACGCGAUCUUAACAGCUAAUGGAAUGCGGAUCAACAAGAUUAAGACAGAGAUCAUGCACCUAUCACGAACACCAAGUAACGUAGAUGUAGAAUUAGAAGGUCAGACAUUGAAACAGUGUAGAAAUUUCAAAUACUUAGGAGUAGAGUUUAGUGACCAAAACGAUUCAAAACUGGAAAUAACUACCCGAAUACAGAAAUUCAGUAACAAUCUGUAUCUGCUCUACCCACUAAUGAAAGACAGAAAUAUACCUCGCAAAGUGAAAACCAUAAUAUACCUCUCUAUUUUAAGACCAAUAUUGACUUAUGGCCAUGAAUCAUGGACAUUAACAUCAAGAACUAGAAGCCAACUUCAAGCAGCUGAAAUGCCCUAAGACUCAUAAAAGGUGUAACAAGACUAGAUAGGCUACGAAAUGAAGACAUUAGAAGAGAACUGGGAGUGGAGGGGAUACUAGAUUUUGUGGAGAGAGGACAGCUUAGAUGGUUUGGACACACCAAAAGAAUGGAGGAGGAGCGAUAUCCUAUAAGGUUUUUGGAAUGGACACCGGAAGGAAGGAGACCGGUAGGAAGACCAAAAAUCAGAUGGCUACAAAACAUAGAGAGAGGAGUGGCUCUAGUUUGCGGGAAGUUGAUGAGAUGAGGCUCUAUGAUGAUCGCCAAGAAUGGAGACUGUUCCUGAAGCAGGACGACUGACAGGCCUGGAGGCCUACCUGGCGUCUGGUGAGAAAGAAAGGAAGUGUAUCAAUGAGGAAAUAAACUUAGGUCGAAGGAGGGUUCAUGAAAAGAAUAAUGGUAAUUUUUAAAAUGUGAAAACUGCCAUUGUAAACAUCUCGGUUUCUUCGUAGAAUGUAGAAUAAGCUCGAUUACUUACAAUUAUAAAAAUUUUAAAGCUGAUUAUUUAUGAUUUAAAAAGUGUAAAGAUGGGAAGUCGUGAAAAGUAUGGCGAAAAAGAAAUUUAAGGAAAAUACUUGAAUGUGUUCAGAAGGAAGGGACUUUUGAGUAAAACUGUUAUUGAAAGUAAUGUUUCAAAACUUAUGGCUUUCCUCGAAUGAUGGACAUACGUAGUUUCCGGGAUUUUUUUAUGACUGAGAUAUUGCAACUUUGCUUGAAUUUCUGCGUAGAAAAAAAAUGUCUUGCAGUAUGAUACACACUCGCAGAAAAUGUUUGUAUUUACAGUGAGCUGGAAUGGCUGAUUGUAGACGAAGAACGUGAGAGAUGCUAAAGAAUAUCUAGAGUUAUUCGAUUAUAUGCAUAUGAAUAUAAUGGGUUUGCUAAGUUUCGGCAUAGCCCAUUUGGCGCUGCCGUUUCGGCUUGGCCGAUUCGGCGUUAGAAAACUAAUAGCACUAUUCGGCGUAGCCGUUUAGGCGUCAGAUUGUUUCGACGUCUUUGUUCGAUAAAUUUUUCUAGAAAUGCAACACGUCCUUUCUGAACUUUACUCAGAAAAAUAAAACAGUAAAAAAUUUUAUAUUAUUAAAAGACUAGUGGAAUAAUGUAAAUAAAAAACUUGAAUUGGGAAAAAAUAUAAAUUUUAUUCACUUAGAGAAUAAAGGAUCCUAUUACAACAAUAAUGGGAUACUGCGAGUUAAAAACUUGAAAUGAAAAUACAUUAUUUAGAAAAAUAAAAUUUAGUACAGUUUUUUAACCUUAGGAAUUAAUUUUUCAUUUCGUAAUUAUGAGCAAUACCCUUCAGGAAUUCAAUAUGCUCUGAUGACUCAACUUCCAUUACUAUUUUUUUUAUUCUUUCAUCAGCAUUUCUAUAUUUCUUUAGCUUUUCAACUUCUACUUUUGCAGCAGAUGGUUCAUGGGUAUGUUGAUUCAACUGGCGAAUCACUUUUCCAUCCUUCACAUUUAAUUUUACUUUACACCGAUCUUUCUGUUCACAUCGCCAGAAUUUUAAUUCAGAAUCACUCUUGCUUGUUGCAUCAAAAAUAAAAAGGUAUCCAUCGUGAAUCACUUUGCUUCUUCCACGUUUUGUUAAAAUAUCUCCUUCCAUUUCGUACAAUAGGGCUUAGACGACUGAAAAUUCUAAAGCUACCAAAAAGUAAAUGUAAACAAAAAAAAAAAAACAAUUGUUCAAUUGUUGAACAAUUGUUAAAAUGAGAGCUAAUUGCGCUAUAACGACGAAGUAUCUAUUUGAUGGCUAAAUGUCAUUUGACGCCUAACAGUCUCUCCGCCGAAAAUUUCUAUGGGCCGUAUCCAGAAAUCAUACGUUCGCAUUUGUCAACACGAAGGCGAUCGCGGUAGUAUGGUCUCAAACGAAGGGUUGUCGUGGUAUCCAGAAAUCGUACGACGGCCGAACUCCCAUCGCAUUGCCUCACUGGUUAAACAGGCUUACCAACAUAUGCGAUUACUGGGAAUGAAAUGACUGGAAUCGAUGAUUACAAGGCUGUAUCAGUAUCAUAGACAAUUUCUUUUAUUACCAUAAUGCUAAAUUAAAAUGGCUUUAUGUCUUUAUUAUUUAUUAUAAAAAGAUACUACAUAUCUGUAGUAUAUUUUGUAUACUUGAUAUUGGCUGUCCUGAUUUGGCGCGGAAAUCUGAACAAACAGUUACCGCUAGCAAUCUACGCAACUCACCAAGUUACGAAGAUACCGGAAUAUGGAGCGUGCACCCCCAGUAGCUGAUUCUCAGCGUUUAAUGCUGCUUAAUUUGAUAAAGGAACAUGAGUGUGUUAUCAACGACCGAUCGACGGGAAGUAGAACUUUGGAGAGAAAACGUCAGGCAUGGAAAGAAGUUACUUUGAAGUUCAACGCCAUGUAUCCAGACCAACCUCCACGGUCAUCAAAGCAGGUCAAGCGCUGUUUCGACCACGUAAAACGCAAAGUGAAGCAGGAAGAUGCUGCUGUCAAGAAAAAGCUAUGCAGAACUGGUGGUGGUCCUCCACCAGAUCUUCGAAACCACUCAGAAGAGUUUGUGAUAGCUGCAUCGCUGAUGACAGAAGAAUUGGUCAUGGAUAAAGACGUUUUUGAAACAUUUCAUCCAGUUGAUGAAACAGGAGAGCCCAUACAUGAUGUUAAAAUAAGUAUUACGGAGCCACUGCCUUCAACCUCUCAUUUGCCUUCAACCUCAGCACAAUCAGAAAGUGGUGUUUCGUCUAAUCAUGAAUCAAGAUCCACAUUCCUUAAUCGGUCAGCUACGUCAUCACCGUCUUCAAUGGAACACUUAAUUUUUAAACCCAUAGUUCCCCAUGAACCUUCCCGUCCUUCAACGCCUAUUGUAACUCCAGGCAGAACUUCACCAAAAUUGCGCAACACAUCACGGGACGUAUCUCCAAUACCUCGGUCUUCUACACCCACAGAGGAAGCACAUUCUUCACCCAAAAAAUUGAAGUUAGACGAUGCAUACAUCAAGUGUAGGGAAAGACAAGAGGAACUGCAUCAUCUCAGAAUGGAAAAUGAAAAGGAGCAACAUAUAAUGGCCAAAAAAGAGCAUGAACAAAAGGUGAAAUUAAUUAACAAUAUGAAUGAAUUUGUGGAUGAAAUGCACUCAUCAGCAAUGACUGUGUUUGCUAAAUUGAAUGCUUUUCUUGACAGUGCAAAAUCUGCCUAUGAAGCAAUGCGCAACUCAUAUGAAUAAAGUAGGUAUUGGUUGUUGGUUGGUUUAUGGAAUUUACCCUUAUUGCUAGGGUUACAGUAGGUGUUAUUUCCAUAGAUCAAGUUGUUUUUGCUUUUAGGAAAGAAAAAUGACUCCACUGAUAGGUGUGUUUGUUAAAUGAAGGUUUCAUCAUAUGGUUAGCAAUUAACUUUAUCAUUUCUGUAAUGCUGAAUGGCCAUAGUUGCCCCAUUGAUUGGCAUUAUGCCUAAAUUCCAUAAACCAAACCAACCCCAUUUCAUAUUUUUCUUUGCUGUGAUGUAGUGUUAGUAUAUAUUUUAUUUUUUACCUAUGAUAUAUGAAGGUGCUCUCAUGAAUCAGGUGUUCCUAUUUGUAAGUUAGUUAAUUGAUACCAAACAGUACAAUGUAUACUUCCAAAUAAUCAUUUCUUAGUUUGUAUGCUGUUACAUAGGUUUAAUAUGUCCAUUUGCAUCGUGAUAUUAGGUAUUAUAUAAUACUGUAGUGCUUUAAUGAAUCUGAUGAUAAGAGAAAUUAGGUAUCGAGUAUCAUAUAUGUCCAUUUGCAUCUUGAUAUUAGGUAUCAUAUUAUUUUCAUGAAUCUGAUAAGUGAAAUUAGGUAUUGAGUAUCAUGCAUUACAUGGUUUACUUCGAAAUUAUAUUUUCUGAAUUGGUAGCCUAUGCUGUGAUAGGGAUAAUAUGUACACAGGAUAAUUUAUCAGUGUUUAGAACUUAUUAGGGCUAUUUUAAUAUUUUAUUGUCCCCCUUAUUACUUUGGCCAUAUUUUUACUUAAAGAUUGAUAUAUUUACUUAAAGAUUGCCCUCACCUUCUGCAGGACACUGGCUCUUGCAUUGGCAGCCCGUUAUGAUAUAAUUCUUAAACCAAUGUUUCUGAAUAAUGUAUAUUAGACAUCAUAAGUAAAGGUCUAAAUAAUGGUGCUAUGAUUUGACCUGAACCACAGGUCCAGAUAGCUAUGAUUUAACCUGAAUCACAAGUUGUAUUCAAAUUUUUUU